Colletotrichum karsti is the source of this 3147-nucleotide messenger RNA. RefSeq names its product ATPase. Lineage: Eukaryota; Fungi; Ascomycota; Sordariomycetes; Glomerellales; Glomerellaceae. The coding region runs from base 1 to 3147 and encodes 1048 amino acids. Gene Ontology annotation, molecular function: ATP binding; ATP hydrolysis activity. The transcript has a single exon. Gene Ontology annotation, cellular component: mitochondrial outer membrane. The record is from RefSeq and is a predicted model, not a curated record.
AUGCAUGCAAUAGGGCCCCGGGCCCUCGCCUCAGCCUCCCGAGUCUCUGCGUCGUCGAGGUUAGCAGCGCUCUCGGUCCCCCGCCGCCAGUGUCGACACUUCCACCCGUCCUUCAGGUUACGGAAGGACCCCUCCGAAAGCGGCGCCGGCGCAGGAGGCGCGGACGACGGGAAACCCUCGGACAAGCCUGCGGGUGAGCAGGAUGACGACGCCAGGAAUCAGGAUGGAGUGAGGACCGAGUCGCCCGCUUCCGAGUCGGCGUUUCGCCGUUCGAGAGGCGGCGCGUUCGCCUCGGCCAGGGCGCGCUUCUCGAGGUCGAAGGCCGCAGACGAGCUUCCGCCCGUAGAGCUGCCGCCGGCUUUCGUCAAAAGCUCCGUCUCCCUAUACGACCCCGCCGACCGAGUCGAUACCCUCACGAACGACCUCUGGCAUCACCGAUACAUGGGCGGCCGCUGGCAUGACCUGCUGUGGAAGGACCUAGACCUGGUCUUCAGCCAGGCUUCCUGGGACGAGGCGAAGCUGCAGGAUGCGAUGGGGCGGCUGCGCGAGGGCAACUUCGAGCCGAUCGAGAGGAGGAAUCGCAUUCUGGCCGAGGCGUCGCAGUGGUUGAGCCUGUCCAUCGACGAGAUGCGGUCCUCGAAGAACGUCGCGGGCUGGAGCCAUCGCAACUCCCGCGAGCCGCUGCCCACGACAGAAUUCGCCGAUAUGCUCCGCUACUCGAACAAGUUCGUCCUGUCCAACCUGUUGUCCCAGCACACGAGGCAAUCAACCCUGAGCGCCCCGUUAGAGGAGCGAGAAGUCGACCAGGACGGUGUCCUCCGGACGCUCGUCGAGCAAUACAUCGAGGAGGGAAAGCCGAAGCCAAGACGCGACGGAUUGCGUUUGUUUGAUCCUCGGAUCCGUGGCGAGAUCGCCGCCGCAGUCCGCGCGGAUCUCACACUGGAACUCAUAUCCGAGAUGCUUGGAACUGAAGUCAAGAGACCUGUCACUGUCGUCCACAUCCCGAAUUACACCGGCAGGACUCACACGCACAGGCUCAUGGACCAUGUAGCGACAUGCGUGGAGGCGGACAUAGUCCACCUCAAUGCUCAGAAGCUGGGUAUACUGGUCGGUGGUUAUAUCGGGCAGGACUGCGUCUACUCCAGAGGGCCGAUCGGAAUGCUGGGCUACCGCGCGGCAGAGAUGAAUGGCCGCCUGGCGAAGUCGGAGGAGCCGGAGAAGUCUAACGACGACGACAUGGCAGGAGAGCUGGAGGCCGCGUGGGUCAACAUCGGUCGGCAAGGUGAAUAUGGCAGCAACCCUAUGGACGAGGAGCUUCAGAAGAUCAGGGAAGGGUCCAAGGAUUAUGUUCUGCCGUCCGUGGAUCGCUGGGAAAAUCUCAAAAUCAACGCCAUCCUCGAGGAGAUCGUCAACGUCACCUCCAAGAUCUCUUCGCACCCAGACAGGAACCUCAUUAUCCACAUCUCAGAUUUCGUCGAGCUCAACAUGACGCUCGAGGGAGCCCUCAUCCUCGGCAGGCUACGCGCUAUCGUCGACAACCUGUGGCGUAGCGGCAGGAAAAUAACACUCGUCGGCACCUCGGCCAACGAGAACCCCUCCGAGCAGUACUCGUCGACUAUCAAGGAGAUCGCCGCCGAAGAGUGCCUCAUCUCCCUCCCGCUCAACUUCCAGCGGAUAACAAACGCCGUCGGCACCAAGAAGCUCUUCGAGGCCAACGACUACCUGCAAGAAAACCUCUCCAACAUCUCACAUAUGCUCGACAAGAUCUCCGGAAGCUCCUUCGAUAUGACAAAACUCCAAGUCAUCGGCAUGUCAAAGACGUCACCUCCUCAGUUCCUCCUCGAUGAUGUGGAAGGCUCCUACAUGGAGGUCUCCCUCAUCCCCCGCGUCCUCGCAACCUCCAUCCUCCCCCUCCCCGACGUCUACCACAUCGCCCGCCUCUUCUACGCCUGCCAGGGCGACGUCCCCAAGGAGCACGCGUGGCGCGUGCUCUUCGACGUCGUCGAGUCCAGCAGCUACAGCACCGCCCAGCUCAACCGCCUCCAGGACAAACCGACCCGCUCCAAGCCCUCCUCCUCGUCCUCCUCCCCCGCCGCCGAAACCCAGCGCGCCGAGCCGGAACGCCUCCGCGUCUCGGGCAACUACAACGAUUACGAGAAGAAGCUCCUCGCCGGCCUCGUCAACAGCAACGAGAUCAAGACGACCUUCGACGACGUCCACGCCGACCCGGAGACCAAAUCCGCCCUCAAGCUCCUCACCUCCCUCUCUCUCGUCCGGCCGGAGGCCUUCACCUACGGCGUCCUCGCCACCGACCGCAUCCCCGGCUGCCUCCUCUACGGGCCCCCCGGCACCGGCAAGACGCUUCUCGCAAAGGCCGUCGCCAAGGAGUCGGGCGCCAACAUGCUCGAGGUCAGCGGCGCCAGCAUCAACGACAUGUACGUCGGCCAGUCGGAGAAGAACGUCCGCGCCCUCUUCUCCCUCGCCAAGAAGCUCUCCCCGCUCGUCAUCUUCAUCGACGAGGCCGACGCCCUCCUCGCCGCCCGCGGCCAGCGCAACCGCGCCGCCCACCGCGAGACCAUCAACCAGUUCCUCCGCGAGUGGGACGGCAUGAACGACACGAAGGCCUUCAUCAUGGUCGCCACCAACCGCCCCUUCGACCUCGACGACGCCGUCCUCCGCCGCCUCCCCCGCAAGAUCCUCGUCGACCUCCCCCUCAAGCACGACCGCGCCUCCAUCCUCCGCAUCCUCCUCAAGGGCGAGACCCUCGACCCGGACUCGGUCGACCUCGACAACCUCGCCCGCCGCACCGUCCUCUACUCCGGCUCCGACCUCAAGAACCUCUGCGUCGCCGCCGCCAUGACCGCCGUCCAGGAGGAGAGCGAGGAGGCCGCCCGGCACGCCGGCCCGGAGCCCUACGUCUACCCGGCCAAGCGCACCCUCCGGGGCGCCCACUUCGACAAGGCGCUCAAGAUGAUCGCCGCCAGCGUCAGCGAGGACAUGGACUCGCUCAAGAGCAUCCGCCGCUUCGACGAGAAGUACGGCGACGUCAGGUCCAAGAACAGCCAGAAGCGGAGGGGCAUGGGCUUCGGCGUGCUCCCGACGUCGAACGAUGCCGAGGAGGCCCGGGUGCGGCAGGCUGUAGCGUAA